AUGAAUAAUAAUAAUAAUAAAGAUUCAUUAGGUACAAUUCAAAACAUUUCACUGACUCAAUUUAAUCUUGGUACAAUUAGAAAUGAAAAAGCAGGUAUCUAUUGGUUAGAUAAGCAUUUCUUUUCAAUUACAUUGUUCAAAUUAAUAGCGCACUCUCAUCAUUUGGUAUCUAUUCAAUCUUCAACUACUCAUACUACAUCAUCAACCACUACUGGUCCACAUCCAUCAACUUUCCAUUCAGCAUCAACUACUGACGGUAAAUCAAGUAGUGGCCGUGGUGGUAAAACUUUAACUACUGGAGGUAAAUCAAGUAGUAGUGGUGGUGGUGGUAAAACUUCAAAUGCAUGUACUCACUCUUUAUCAAUAAUCGUUAAAUAA
Messenger RNA from Dictyostelium discoideum AX4, 378 nucleotides. RefSeq lists its product as hypothetical. The transcript has 3 exons. Bases 1 to 378 code for a protein of 125 amino acids. The record is from RefSeq and is a predicted model, not a curated record. Lineage: Eukaryota; Evosea; Eumycetozoa; Dictyosteliales; Dictyosteliaceae.